AUGUUGGGUCGGUCUGGUUUUUCUAGACCUGGAGGUUUCAGACCUGAGAAUUUAGGUCAGAACACCAUGGCCAUGAUUGGGAAUGUUUGUUUCUCAGUGUUUGUUAUUGGUGUUUUGGUGUUUACUAUUAUGGCUGCUACUUAUGAACCUGAGGAUCCUCUGUUUCAUCCUUCAACAAAGAUUACAACAUUCCUCACUUCCAAAUCCAAUGCUACUUUUAAGUCUGAUAACAGUGUUGUUAGAACUGGUGAGGAUUUUAUGGCUGCUAAUGAGUCUGUGUUUGGCUCUAUUAUUAACAUGACUGAUGUUGAUAACUCGGUUAGCGGUGAGUCGAACGAGGCUGAAGCGACGCAGUGUGAGGGGAAUUCGGGUCCUAUUGAUUGUAGGGAUCCCGAGGUUUUUCAUUUGAUGAUGAGAGCUACUAUUGAGAAGUUUAAGGAUAUUCAUUUUUAUAAAUUUGGGAAACCUGUUGCGGGGUCUAAUGAUAGUACUUGCGAUAUGGCGUGGCGGUUUAGGCCGAAAGAUGGUAAGGCUGCGGCGUUUUAUAAGGAUUAUAGGAGGUUUGUGAUUGAGAGGUAUGAGAAUUGUUCGCGUAGCAUUGUUAGCAUUGGGGAGUAUCAUACCGGUAUGAAUGCAAGGAAGAGGAAGAAGUAUCAGAAAGGUGGACUAGAGAAGACGUCGUUGCAGCCGGAUCAGGUGAAUGCAUUGCCGGUUGUUGGAGAGUUUGUUAAUGAUAGCCUUCCUGUAGUUGAGUCGGAAAGCUCAUUUAGUCGAGGUAAAUACUUGGUUUAUAUGGGUGGUGGAGAUAGGUGUAAGAGCAUGAAUCAUUUCUUGUGGAGUUUCUUGUGUGCUCUUGGAGAAGCUCAGUAUCUUAACCGAACAUUGGUUAUGGAUUUGAGCAUAUGUCUGUCUUCGAUUUACACUUCAUCGAAGCAGGAUGAGGAAGGGAAAGAUUUUAGGUUUUACUUUGAUUUUGAGCAUUUGAAAGAGGCGGCGUCUGUGUUGGACAAGGAUCAAUUUUGGGCAGAUUGGAGUAAGUGGCAACAAAAAGACGGGAUGAAUCUUCAUCUCGUGGAGGAUUUCAGGGUCACGCCGAUGAAACUUAUGGAAGUGAAGGAUUCUUUAAUAUUGAGAAAGUUUGGAUCUGUCGAGCCGGAUAACUAUUGGUAUAGAGUCUGCGAAGGAGAGACAGAAUCUAUUGUUCAAAGGCCAUGGCAUUUGAUAUGGAAAUCAAGGCGGUUGAUGGAAAUAGUGUCCGCAAUAGCUUCAAGGUUAAACUGGGAUUAUGACUCGGUUCAUGUUGUGAGAGGCGAAAAAGCAAGGAACAGGGAUCUUUGGCCAAAUCUCGAUGCACAUACCUCCCCGGGCGCACUUCUCUCGACCUUGCGGGACAAAGUUGACGAAGGAAGAAACCUCUACAUUGCAACAAACGAACCCGACACAUCUUUCUUCGAUCCUCUAAAGGAUAAGUAUACUACUCAUUUUCUCGACGAGUAUAAGGAACUUUGGGAUGAAACUAGCGAAUGGUACUCCGAGACAACAAAACUUAACAACGGUGUUCCGGUAGAAUUUGAUGGUUACAUGAGAGUAUCCAUUGAUACAGAAGUGUUCUUGAGAGGUAAGAAGCAACUUGAAACUUUCAAUGAUUUGACCAGUGAUUGCAAAGAUGGUAUCAAUACAUGUAAUGUUGCAGCAAAUUAA
Lathyrus sativus (Indian pea) is the source of this 1701-nucleotide messenger RNA. The record is from the annotation of a GenBank genome assembly. Lineage: Eukaryota; Viridiplantae; Streptophyta; Magnoliopsida; Fabales; Fabaceae.